Molecule: messenger RNA, 986 nt
Organism: Xyrauchen texanus (razorback sucker)
Lineage: Eukaryota; Metazoa; Chordata; Actinopteri; Cypriniformes; Catostomidae
Exons: 7
Coding region: 135-848 (237 amino acids)
Source: RefSeq, a predicted model, not a curated record
GAUGUCUGGAAGAAAAUAUUUCUGCUGAGUUUUCACCCACAAGAUGCUCAACCCCCAGUACAUGCACUGAUACUCUUUCACACUCCUCAACUGACCGUGAAGAGACAGAGAGAGCAGUGCAAAAUCAAACGGCAAUGGUCAGCAACAGUUUUAACAUAGAUGCUGAAAAAGCAAAACGGAUUGUCCACGAUGCACUGGAAAAAAAAUCUGGUGGUGAGGAAGUGCUUGAAGAAUACCAGACAUCUAAAACUUUAAAGCACAGCACCAGACGUCAGAUUGUUAAUAUUGUUGUCAGUCACGUGACCGAUAUUCAUGGGAGGAUCCCCACCCGCAAACAGCGGGAAACUUAUGCCUUGGGCAUUAUUUCUCUUUUUCCUAGCCUGAGAGACCCGUUUUCAACAAAUGGCUAUGAGCAUUUCUACGAUCCGGAAAAGGGAACAGGGUUCAUCUCCUCCUCUUUCUUCAGAGGUGGGAGACGGCAUUCAAGCAAAAGAUCAUCAACGAAGCCAAGUCUCUUACUUCAACAGCAGAAAUUCGGUGUCUUCUCAAUGCAGCAGGUGGACAAGGAUCUGAAAAUGAUUGGGACAGUGACAUGUCAUCUGUCCUGCUGCUGUUGCAUCUCCUGCCUCCUCCUCCAGGAAGGAAGAAGACUAAGAUCAGUCCAACAGAGGCUGUUGACAGACUUGUGCAGUUUCAUAAGUCCUGCACCAGUAUUGAAGGCCAUCUCAGUGGGAGGGAUGGCCACCAGCCAUUUCUACUGGGAUCAGGAAGGAUCAAGGGCAGGAUCAACCACUUUUACAUCGUUGUGGACAAGCGCCUUAUCCCUUGCUCUGGAACCAGUUCCUUGAGUGCCUUUGAACUUUUCAAAGUUCACUAUGUCUUCAACUUGUCCUACGAGGAAGCCCUGGUCAACUUCUUUACCUUCCUGCAGACCACAGUUUACAACAUAGAUGUUGGUCUUUCAAGUGAGUCUCCCAGAGUAAGGG